GGACCUCACCAAGUGGCAUUUACCUGCUCCCCUCACACUCUGUCUUCUCCUAUUCCCCUGCCUGAUAUGUCUAUGGUUCACUGGAUGGCAGCUCUGACAGUGACCCUGAUGUUGCGGAGCCCUCCACUGGCUUGUGCCAGGGACAUCCCACCUGUUUUCAUGCAUCAGUUUAAGUGCGAGUGUCAAUUCUCCAACGGGACAGAGCGGGUGAGGUUCUUGGCCAGAUACAUCUACAACACGGAGGAGGAUGUGCACUUUGACAGCGACUUGGGGGAGUUCAGGGCCCUGACUGAGCUGGGGCGGCCAGAUGCUGAGUACUGGAACCAGCAGAAGGGCUUCUUGGAGCAGAUGCGGACCAAGGUGGACACGAUGUGCAGAUCCAACUACUUGGGUAUUGGCAGCCUCAUGAUGCAGCGGCGAGUCAAGCCCAGAGUGACGAUGUAUCCUGCAAAGACCCAGCCCCUGCAGCACCACAACCUCCUGGUCUGCUCUGUGACCGGGUUCUACCCAGGCCACGUGGAGGUCAGGUGGUUCCGGAACGGCCAGGAAGAGGCGGCGGGGGUGGUCUCCACAGGCCUGAUCCCUAAUGGAGACUGGACCUUCCAGACCAUGGUGAUGCUUGAAACGGUUCCUCAGAGUGGAGAGGUCUACACCUGCCGAGUGGAGCAGACGAGCCCCGUCACAGUGGAAUGGAGGGCAUGGUCUGAAUCUGCUCAGGGCAAAAUGCUGAGUGGAAUCGGGGGCUGUGUCCUGGGUCUGCUCUUCCUGGCCGUGGGGCUGUUCAUCUCCUGCCGGUGUCAGAAAGAACACUCUGGACUUCAGCCAACAGGUAAUGAAUUUUCUUUAACUAUCUUUUAGAAGCAUAUUCAGUUUCCCUAGAACUGGUGACAAGACAGAGAAUGAAAUGGAAAGACUCUGGAUUGACUUACAGUUUACACUAAAGGUUCUUCUCUCCACCCAACAGAAGGCCUGAAAUCUAAAGUGGCUUUGGCUCGGGGAAACGUCAGGAUGUUUCCUCCUUCUUACUGCAGUGCUAUAACAUGAGCCCUGAGAGACUGAGUGAAGGGGAUGGGGUGGGGGUGGGGGGAAGCUGCUUGUAAAGUUAAGCCUGGAAACAACCUUCUCCUCUGUCUCCUGCAGGACUCCUGAGCUGACGUGAAGGUGAUGAUAUUCAAGGAAGAGCCUUCUGUCCCGGCCUCUUCACAACCUGAAAGGGUUCUCUGCUUCCCUCUAAUUCUUCCAUAAUGAGAGUAUGUCUCAGAAUCUGGUCUGCUCAUGGUUCAGUGACCCUGCAGAAAAUAUUCUUCUGAUGACUUUCUCAGCCCCCAACCCUGACCUGGGAGUCCCCAACAUUGAUUGCGGUGCUUUAUCUUCCUGCUUUCCUGGUCCCCUUUGUGUUCAACCUUUACAGCCUUCCCUGCAUCCGAUCUCAUCCUCUGUCCAUAUUAUUUUAUAACCUUUUUUUCUCAAAUAAACACGAAGUGGCAACCACCUA
Messenger RNA from Phacochoerus africanus (Common warthog), 1495 nucleotides. Its product is annotated as HLA class II histocompatibility antigen, DRB1 beta chain-like. The coding region runs from base 67 to 858 and encodes 263 amino acids. NCBI's taxonomy places the organism in Eukaryota, Metazoa, Chordata, Mammalia, Artiodactyla, Suidae. Gene Ontology annotation, cellular component: MHC class II protein complex; late endosome membrane; lysosomal membrane. The record is from RefSeq and is a predicted model, not a curated record. Gene Ontology annotation, molecular function: MHC class II protein complex binding. The transcript has 5 exons. Gene Ontology annotation, biological process: immunoglobulin production involved in immunoglobulin-mediated immune response; immune response; peptide antigen assembly with MHC class II protein complex.